Molecule: messenger RNA, 626 nt
Organism: Saccostrea cuccullata (small rock oyster)
Lineage: Eukaryota; Metazoa; Mollusca; Bivalvia; Ostreida; Ostreidae
Product: adenosine 5'-monophosphoramidase HINT1-like
Exons: 3
Coding region: 48-428 (126 amino acids)
Biological process (GO): purine ribonucleotide catabolic process
Cellular component (GO): cytoplasm; nucleus
Molecular function (GO): hydrolase activity
Source: RefSeq, a predicted model, not a curated record
UAAAACAAGAAAUUCUGCAAGCGUAACUUUCGUACUUUGCUGCAAGCAUGUCGGAGGAGAUAGAGAAAGCACAACUUGCCAAACCCGGUGGAGAUACAAUAUUUGGAAAGAUUGCACGGAAAGAAGUACCGUGCGAAUUUAUUUAUGAAGACGACCAGUGUGUGGCUUUCAAUGACCUUACCCCACAAGCACCUGUCCACUUCCUGGUGAUUCCUAAGAAGCCUGUGUCUAGACUGGCAGAGACGGAGGACGGGGACGAACAGCUCCUUGGACACCUAGUUCUGGUUGCUAAGAAGGUUGCUAAGCAGCGUGGUUUGAAUGACGGCUAUCGACUGGUUAUCAAUGACGGUCCAAUAGGUGGACAGUCGGUGUAUCAUCUUCACAUACACGUGAUGAGUGGACGACAGAUGGGCUGGCCACCAGGAUAAUUCUCCUGUAAAUUUAAUCACUAUUAUAGAAUUUACAAUUAAAACAAUAAGACACUUAUAGUGGGAAUGGAUUAUGAUGACUCUCUGGAAUGUUUCUGGUUAACUUUUGAUGUGGAGCAUCACAACAUUUGUUAUAUUGUCUGUAAAAUUGAUUUUAAGACCAUCAAGCUGUAUUAUUAUUAAAAGGACUAAAACCAU